Molecule: messenger RNA, 799 nt
Organism: Galendromus occidentalis (western predatory mite)
Lineage: Eukaryota; Metazoa; Arthropoda; Arachnida; Mesostigmata; Phytoseiidae
Gene: MED7
Product: mediator complex subunit 7
Exons: 3
Coding region: 36-716 (226 amino acids)
Biological process (GO): regulation of transcription by RNA polymerase II
Cellular component (GO): core mediator complex; mediator complex
Molecular function (GO): transcription coregulator activity
Source: RefSeq, a predicted model, not a curated record
UCAACUCUCGGAGCGAGCUUCUCUCACGAUUCAAGAUGGGCGAACGGACAGCUUCGAGCUCGUUGCCGCUACCUCCACAAUUCGUGAACCUGUAUACAGAUGAAAACAUUCUCCAAGGGAAGGCACCUUCCCCGCCGAGACCGAUUACGGACGCUUAUAAAAUGUUCGGCGCUCCCUUCCAUCCCGACGAUCCGAUCAUCCGGCCCCUGGAAUCCCAGGGGAUCAAGCGGCUCCAUCCCCAGAGCUAUGACCCUAAGCGAGAGCUCAAGAAGCUCAAUCAUUCAAUUUUGGUCAAUUUUCUCGAUAUGCUCGACAUUCUCGUCCGAUGUCCUGACACGAUCAAACUGACAGAGAAGAAAGACGAUCUCAACUUGCUAUUUGUGCACAUGCAUCACCUGAUAAAUGAGUUCCGACCCCACCAGGCUCGCGAAACUUUACGGGUGAUGUUAGAUGUGCAGAAAAAGCAGCGUCUGGAGACGGCAGAGCGAUUCCAGAAACAGUUGGAGAGAGUCAGCGAGGUCCUCAAGGCUACGACGGCCUCGUUGCCGGACGAAAAUCAACUCGAUAUCGACGAACUGCUCCAAAGGACUUCGCGCUUGAUCAAGACCGUCCGGGAGGCGAAAGAUAAGCUAUCGAAGAAAGACGACCAAAGCGCAUCGGCGUGUACGCUGGGUGACCGAGUUAUCUGCGAAUAUGUCGACUCGAAUUCCACAUGAUCACUCGUUUCUUGAGGCCGGUUUUGUGGAAUGCGCUCACAAUUGUAAAUACUUUGUUUAUUAAAUACGAACGCACGUUGCCU